CGCCGUUGGAGAGACAGUAGUCUACUCUAUCGUAGUGCCAGGUGCCAGACUGCCAACCCCCACACCCCAAGCCAUUGCACGACCUCAAGUCUCAGCCUCUGCUGGCGGUGGGAGGGCGGUGGGAGGGCGGUGGUGCGCGGUGGUCGACCUGUUUCGUAAUUCAUUCUUCCAGAUUCCAACCCCAAAACCCACACAAAGCAAAAUCAAAUAAAACAGAGAGGAGAGUGUUUGAGUCAAAGAGACCCGCCGUGCCACUUGUACUGUACCAAUGGCUUUUCAUUUCCAGCGCCGCCGCCUCCACUACUACCACCGCUUUCGCUUUCUUCUUCCCCUCAUUUCGGCCAUAUCCGGAGCCCUUCUCGUCCUCUUCGCUCUUCUCUUGGUUCUUGCUCCUUCCCCUCUCGAUGUCAAUAACCUCCAUCAACCGCGUCAUUCUUCUACGUUCGAUGUUGCCGUGGACGACGAUGCCGUUUCUGCACGGCUUACUGUCUUUCGUGUUCCAAGCGGUGGAGGGAGAUUGGAUCGUGAUAUUUGGAGCUCCAGGAAUUCCAAAUUCUACUAUGGAUGCAGCAAUGGCACCAAGAAAUUUCCAAAUGUUGAUGAAAUUACGCGUCCUAAUAGGUACUUGGCGAUUGCAACCAGUGGAGGCUUGAAUCAACAAAGAACUGGGAUAACAGAUGCUGUUGUAGCAGCUCGUAUACUGAAUGCUAGUCUUGUUGUUCCAAAGUUGGACCAGAAAUCUUUCUGGAAGGAUGCAAGUAACUUUUCAGAGAUUUUUGAUGUUGAUUGGUUUAUAUCAUUUCUGUCAAAAGAUGUUAAAAUCAUAAAACAGCUUCCAAGGAAGGGAGUUAACAUGUGGACGCCAUCCACUAUGCGUGUUCCAAGGAAGUGUAGUGAAAGAUGUUAUCAAAAUCGUGUAUUACCUGUUCUUUUGAAAAGGCAUGCUAUUCAGCUCAACAAGUUUGAUUACAGACUUUCAAACAGGUUGAAUACAGAUCUGCAAAAAUUAAGAUGUAGAGUCAACUACCAUGCUUUAAAGUUUACUGACCCAAUACAGAAAAUGGCCAAAAAGUUGGUUCAUCAAAUGAGGAUGAGAAGCAAGCAUUAUAUUGCAUUGCACCUGAGGUAUGAACCUGAUAUGCUUGCAUUCUCAGGAUGUUAUUAUGGUGGAGGAGACAAGGAAAGGAAAGAAUUGGGUGCCAUACAAAAGAGGUGGAAGACUUUACAUAUUAGCAAUCCUGAUAAGCCAAGGAGGCAUGGGAGGUGUCCACUUACUCCAGAAGAAGUUGGUCUUAUGUUGAGAGCACUGGGUUAUGGCAGCGAUGUUCACAUCUAUGUGGCAUCAGGGGAAGUCUAUGGAGGAGAAGAAACAUUGGCACCCCUUAAGGCACUAUUCCCCAACUUUUAUUCGAAAGAGACAAUAGCAACCAAGGAGGAAUUGGAACCAUUUUAUUCAUUUUCUUCUCGCAUGGCAGCACUUGACUUCAUAGUUUGUGAUGAGAGUGAUGUCUUUGUCACCAACAACAAUGGCAAUAUGGCCAAAAUAUUAGCCGGACGAAGGAGAUAUUUUGGACAUAAGCCCACUAUUCGUCCAAAUGCUAAAAAACUCUACCGGUUGUUCCUAAGCAAAGAGAACAUGACCUGGGGAGCUUUUGCUUCUAAUGUUCGUACUUAUCAGAGAGGCUUUAUGGGUGAGCCGAAUGAAGUGAGGCCAGGCAGGGGUGGUUUUCAUGAGAACCCAUAUACCUGCAUAUGUGAAGAUUCUCAGGCCAAGGCCAAGAGGGAUGUAGGACCUAGAAAAUAUGGUAGGAGUAGUAACAUAACAGGAAAAGACGAAGUAGAUUUUGAUGCCCAAAACGUGGAAGAUGAUCCAGAAGGGCCUGAUACUGAUGAGGAUGAGUAUCAAAGUGCCCCCUUGGACAAUGAUUUGUUUAACAGAAGAGGCGUGGAUUAUGAUGCUGUCAACUCCGAGGAACCUGAAUUGGAGGAGAUGCUUUCAGACUAGACGGUUCUAUCUUGACCCUUGCUAAUAGCUGUCAACUGCAUUUAACUGAUUCUUAUACGCAAUUUCUUCAUAUUUCCCCCCUCAAAUUUUUCAAGCUCUAGACGAAAGUUUUGGAUACAAUUCCUCCGAUAUCUACUGUAUAUAAAACUAAGAGGAUAGAUAAUGUGCAUCCCACAUGUAUGAACACCGGCACAAGGUUCAUUGGAGGGCAGCAAACUGAUUUUCGACUUGUGAAACACUCUGGGCAAUGCGAUGGCUGGCAUCCAUAAGUGACCUGAGUGGAUGAUGGAUUUUCAGAAAGCAACGAGUCGGAAACGGGUUAUGUGGGCUGAAGCAGAGAAUGGGUGUCGUAACCAUGGAUGGCUUGAGCCUUGAGACUUAUUCAUACUAGGGAUUUUUGAGCGACUCACAAGAGGUUAAAUGUUUAGCUUCUCCUCCCUUCAAGUCACCUGAGAUGUCACAGAGGUGCGGGGAUGGGGUGGGUUCAUUCUUAUACGGAUGUUUUUACCAAAUUGAGAGACGGACGGCAGCUGUAAAUAAAAUUUAGACUUGACCAAUCAAAAAUUCCGAAUUAACUUCCGGGACUUGCUAGCAUUUUCUAUAUAUGUGAUUCCAUUUUGCAACCUA
This is a messenger RNA of Malus domestica (apple), 2632 nucleotides long. Its product is annotated as O-fucosyltransferase 16-like. The record is from RefSeq and is a predicted model, not a curated record. Lineage: Eukaryota; Viridiplantae; Streptophyta; Magnoliopsida; Rosales; Rosaceae.